AUGGUGCAAGGACAGGACGAAGAAGUAAAUUUCUGCGGCUUGGACAAGAGAAGUGGGCAAGAGAAGUGGGCAAGAGAAGUGGACAAGAGAAGUGGACAAGAGAAGCGGACAAGAGAAGUGGACAAGAGAAGUGGACAAGUGAAGUGGUCAUGUCGCGCUCGAGUUCGUUUCCGUCGCCAAAAAGACUUCAACACAUGCGCUGUCGCAGCCGACUGUCCUAAAGGCUAUGAGGCCGUCGGGUCCAAGUGCAUCCACCGUUACACGGGUGGAUAUCUGACGUACGACGAAGCGGCCACUAACUGCACCCAGCACUCCGGCAGGCUGCCUGUGCUUAAAGACUGCGCUUCCUUCACUGAUGUCGCCACCUAUGUCAACGAUGGAUACUUAACUGAUUUCAACAACGGCUACUGGUUAGGCGCGACCAAUGCAACGCUCACCAAUGUUUGGCAGUGGAGUGACGGAGAGGCCGUGCAAAUGGGCGCUCCGUACUGGGCCACCAACACUGGAGAGAAUUUGGCAACGGAACCUUCGGGUGGAACGGUACAGAACUGUGCUUUUAUAGAAAGGUCCGCCGUUUCUUCAGAAGCUGACACGAGCUUGUUAUUCCGAGACUUUGGAUGUGCAGCCCUUUUCUAUCCAAUGUGCUCAAGACCUUUAGUAGAUGGUCUCUGCGUGAAUCCUUUUGUUUUGGUUGGCACUCAAUUUAUUUUCGUAAUUGAGAGCGCAAGGACCUGGCACGCCGCUCGUAUCGCGUGUGAACUGGUCGGUGGCAGGGUUGGCAAUGAUUAA
Messenger RNA from Hyalella azteca, 789 nucleotides. RefSeq lists its product as uncharacterized. The transcript has 5 exons. NCBI's taxonomy places the organism in Eukaryota, Metazoa, Arthropoda, Malacostraca, Amphipoda, Hyalellidae. The coding region runs from base 1 to 789 and encodes 262 amino acids. The record is from RefSeq and is a predicted model, not a curated record.